GGAAGAGGCUGAGGCAUAGGCAUAGCUCAGUGUAGAAGCACACCAUAUCCAUGUUGCUCGGCCCUUCAAAAGCUCCACCAUCCAUGGCACAUCGAUUGGACCUUAAGAAAAUCAUCUCGCGGGCCACUAUGUUCCCCACAUACUAGCUCAUCUCCUAUUUAAGCCACUCUCCUUCCCUCGGCUGUCCUAUCCCCUCUUUGACUGUUACUUUCAGCCGUACGCGUGGUCUACCUUACUAUAGAAUACACCCAAUGUUCACGUCCUUUCUUUACCCGACAUUAUUUCGUCAUUCCUGUCGGCUCCGUCGCAUCGAAAGCUGACCCACCUCUACCCGGUCAAUGAUAUUUUUUGAAUCUGAAACUUCCACCUCCUUUCCCAGAAUGACUGGCUUUAGUUUACUCGUUUUCUUUUUGGGCAAUUUGAUGGUCUUCUUCAUCGUUCCGGGAUAUAUUUCUCCUAUUUAAAUGAAGCUGAGCAAGCGUGUAUAGGUUGUAAACGUCGAAAAAAGAACUUAAAAAAAAAAAAAGGACGCAGAUUUAUUUGAAUGAGAACUCUGAAUUAAAGGAGAAGCCCUCGUCGGAUGAAAUGGAUGAAAAACGGAGGGCAUGGCCGAGAGGUAUGAGUAAGCCGCUCAGGCGGCGGAGAGGCAGGCUUCCCGGUUCCAAGCAUGCUGCUAGCAGCAGUCAGGUGCCUUCGAGGAAGGGCCCUAAAGGAGAAGAAUUUCGACACAAAGACUUACAGCACUACCACUUUCUAAACUGGAGGGUCUUGGAGGAGCAAUUAUGUAGUUUGCUGGGUAUUGAUGGACCACCAGUUAUCGGCUCAAUUUAUCCAGAACAUGAAAUGCUAUCGACUCGUAAUGAUGUUGAAGCAGAUUUGAGCAACCAAGAAAUUCAAGUGGCGAAUGGUGAUGAUAAUGUAUUUGAGCAAGAUCAAGCAAACAGAGGCAACAACAAUCACGAUGGCUUGAGUUUAAUGGAUGUUGUUGAAGCAAAUGCUGAUAGUGAAAAUUAUUUGGAACAUGAAAUUCUAUGGACUCGUAAUGAUGCUGUAGCAAAUUUGGGCGGCCAAGAAAUUGAAGUGACGACUAGUGAUGAUUUUGAAUUUGAGCAAGCCCAAGCAAACAGUGAAAGCAACAAUCAUGAUGGAUCGAGUUUAAUGGAUGUUGUUGAAGCAAAUGCUGAUAGUGAAAAUUAUUUGGAACAUGGAAUUUUAUGGAAUCGUAAUGAUGUUGAAGCAAAUUUGGGCGGCCAAGAAAAUGAAGUAACGACUAGUGAUGAUUUUGAAUUAGAGCAAGACCAAGCAAACAGAGAUAGCUACAAUCACGAUGGAUUGAGUUUAAUGGAUGUUGUUGAAGCAAAUGCUGAUAGUGAAAAUUAUUCGGAACAUGAAAUUUUAUGGAAUAGUAAUGAUGUUGAAGCAAAUUUGGGCGGCCAAGAAAAUGAAGUGACGACUGGUGAUCAUUUUGAAUUUGAGCGAAACAGAGAUAGCAACAAUCACGAUGGAUCGAGUUUAAUGGAUGUUUUAGCUUGGGUUUUCCCCAUCACCAACUUUACCCUGGAACUCCCUUCAGCGGUUCUCGAUCAGCUUUCCUCCAUAAAUAAGCCUCAUUACGCCCUCAUUUUGAUGUUAAUUUCGUUCAUAGCAUUGAUGGCUUGCAUUGGUGAACUUAUUUGCAAAGGUAAAAAGGGAAGAGUUACUUGGCAGUGGAGAGACAGAGUGCCCCGGUUUUCUGGCAAGCCUUUUGAUAACCCCUGGGAGAUUAUCGGAUUUGCUUGUGUUUGCCUUCAGUGUGUUGUUACAGCCAUCAAUUAUUCUUUUGUUUCUCGACAUGUUGACGGCCCUAUCAAAACAUCCGCUUUGCCAAUCCUCUUUGCUUUUGGUUUAUUGUGCUCUAAAUAUUUCGAGAAACCAGACAGGGACAGAGGAAACCCCGAUGGAGACAGUGCCAUUAACCUUGUUGGAGUUCGUGUGGAGCCGUAGCUUACCACAAUCACAAUCAGGAUUUUGUCCCUAAAUUUUCCUAUAUUGUCUUGAAAAUUGUUCUCACAUACUUUCAGCAUAAACCCAUUGUGCUUCCUUAUACUUUCGAUGAUUAUAUCGAAAGUUUUACUGUCACUCCGUCCUCGUAGAGAGAAUGCAAGAUUGAAUUCUACAUGAAGAAUAAGAUAGGAUAGAAAGAAAGGGAAAUUAUUUUCUGAUACAACAAUGGAGGAAUCAUUACUGAUUUCCUCCAAAUUUUACACUAUGCGUGCUUCUUCAUCAAGUUGCAGUUAGCAUCUUUA
Theobroma cacao (cacao) is the source of this 2285-nucleotide messenger RNA. The record is from RefSeq and is a predicted model, not a curated record. NCBI's taxonomy places the organism in Eukaryota, Viridiplantae, Streptophyta, Magnoliopsida, Malvales, Malvaceae.